GGCGGGGCCGGCGCUGCUGGUUGUGCUUGUCGGCAUUCCGCAGUUGGGUUGUCCUUGUUAUGACGCGCUCGUACAAGUCCAUUGAGCACCAUCGCAACUGCCAUGUUGGCCGGCUGGCAAAGCGAAUCCUCGUCGCGCUUCCUGUCCUGGCCAUUGGGGUGGUACUGGCAUGUCGAUGGUGGUUGGAUGCACAGGCCAUGCAGCCACUCGUGGCGGCCACGUCGUCGCUCGUCGUGUUUCCAUUGUCCACCAACACGCCGUAUGCCAUGUCUGGCUCUGUCGAGGAGCCACAUGAACAGCCCAAAAACAACUGGUCCACAUGCUCGCUCGUUCAAAUCAACGCCGUGUAUCGCCAUGGCACGCGAUAUCCCAUGGAAUCCGAUUACAUCAAGAUGCAACGUACCCUUCACGAACUGCAAACUGCAUACAACAGCACACUACCCCAGUGGCUGCAGACGUAUGCGUUUUCGUAUCCCCAAAGCGUGUCGGAACUCCUAGCCCCCGCUGGCGAAGUGGAAAUGGAAGGGCUGGGGCGUCGGGCGCGGAUGCUGGCCGAUCGCUACUCGUUGCCAUCGCGCUACUCCCCCGACGCAUUCGUGUUUGAACAUACACACGUCCUUCGCACAAAGCAAAGCGCUGAACGGUAUACACGUCGAAUUGGCCCAGCAGAGCAAUGGUGUGUCAACAUUCGUAGGUUCGCCGCGGCGUAUUUUGCAGACACACCGUCGCCCCCCAACAUUUCAUACAAGUGCCAACCGCAAGGCCAAGACAUUUCCCUUCGGUUCUUUGACAAUUGCCCGAAAUACAAGGCGUGGGUUCGCUACAGCACCAACAUGACUAUUCAAACCAAAGCGUUUGAAGAGACUAGUCGGGCCUUGGCCAUGGUCGCCCAGCUCCGCGACGCUGGCUUGCACUUGCCACCGUCUGCAUCUUUCCAGUGGAGCCAACUUAUGGCCGUGUACGACGCCUGCGCAUUUGACGUAGCCUUGUUCAACACGUCCUCCAUGUGGUGCUCGCUGUUUCCUACGCGAGAUUUGCUGCUGCUGGACUUUCACAGCGACCUGAAAAAGUACUACGAGUGCGGACCUGGGUUUGCAAUUUCGGUGGCGAUCGCCGCGCCGUUGCUGGCAGACAUGCUGGCCACGAUGACCGCCACGGAUCAUCCUGGUUCUGCUGCUAUUGCGUACUUUCGCUUUGCCCAUGCAGAAACAGUGCUUCCAUUGGCGUGUUUGCUGGGCAUGUGCUCGUCCACGUCGCCCCUGGUGGCAUCCUGGACAGAGGCCCAGAUCCACCACCGGCAGUUCAAAGUGUCGCGGCUGUCCCCAUUCGCUAGCAAUCUGGCGUUCCACGUGUACAAGUGCGGGAAGAACGAUGAAAAACGAGUCAAAUUCUUGGCCAACGAAGUCGAAGUGGACAUGCCAUUCUGUCACGAAAAGGGAUAUUGCACGUUGGACGAUCUGCAACAGCACUUUUACACGGCGGUGGCAUUUGACUUUCAAAACGAGUGCAAGCUGUAACAUGUAACGAACGGUAUUCCCAA
Aphanomyces astaci is the source of this 1540-nucleotide messenger RNA. RefSeq lists its product as hypothetical. The record is from RefSeq and is a predicted model, not a curated record. Bases 60 to 1517 code for a protein of 485 amino acids. Lineage: Eukaryota; Oomycota; Saprolegniomycetes; Saprolegniales; Verrucalvaceae. Gene Ontology annotation, molecular function: acid phosphatase activity; inositol phosphate phosphatase activity. The transcript is spliced from 3 exons.